GGAGGCGGAGGCCGCCGACUCGGCGGAGGUGGAGGCCAAAGCCGGCGAGGCCGCAGCUGCAGCAGAGGCUGCGGCGCCCCCCCCUGAUACAACAGGGGAUGCGGAGCUGGCGGCGGCGCUCGCGGUGGCGGAGGCUGCAGAGUAUGAAGAAGAGAUGGGCGGGGGCCCCGACGGGAACCCAGACUUUCCCAUGGCCUCGCUGUACGUGGGAGACCUGCACCCCGAGGUGACCGAGGCAAUGCUGUACGAGAAGUUCAGUCCAGCCGGGCCCAUCCUCUCCAUCCGCAUUUGCCGGGACAAGAUCACCCGACGCUCCUUGGGCUAUGCCUACGUCAACUACCAGCAACCGGUGGACGCCAAGAGGGCCCUGGAGACCCUGAACUUUGAUGUGAUAAAGGGCAGGCCGGUGCGCAUCAUGUGGUCCCAGAGGGACCCCUCUCUGCGCAAGAGCGGGGUGGGCAACGUCUUCAUCAAGAACCUGGGCAAGACCAUUGACAACAAGGCUCUGUACAACAUCUUCUCGGCCUUCGGCAACAUCCUGUCCUGCAAGGUGGCCUGUGACGAAAAGGGGCCCAAGGGCUAUGGCUUCGUGCACUUCCAGAAGCAGGAGUCGGCCGAGCGAGCCAUAGAUGCGCUGAAUGGCAUGUUCCUGAAUUACCGCAAAAUUUUCGUGGGAAGAUUCAAGUCGCAUAAAGAGAGAGAGGCUGAAAGGGGAGCCUGGGCCAGGCAGUCCACCAGUGCUGACUUCAGGGAUUUCGAUGACGACACCGACGAGGAGGCCACCUUUCGAUGAAGACAUCCCAGGAGCCAGCCACUACAGUCAAAUCUUGGCUCCCACCCGGUUUACAGUCCC
Molecule: messenger RNA, 853 nt
Organism: Nannospalax galili (Upper Galilee mountains blind mole rat)
Lineage: Eukaryota; Metazoa; Chordata; Mammalia; Rodentia; Spalacidae
Product: polyadenylate-binding protein 1-like 2
Exons: 1
Coding region: 155-793 (212 amino acids)
Cellular component (GO): ribonucleoprotein complex; nucleus; cytosol
Molecular function (GO): poly(U) RNA binding; poly(A) binding; mRNA 3'-UTR binding
Source: RefSeq, a predicted model, not a curated record